GACUGGCUUGUUAGGAAAAUUGUCGGAGACAGUAGGCAAAAAGAUGGCACUGAGGCACGCAGCUUCCCUGACGGCGCUGACAGCCCUCAGCCAGAUCGAUGGAACUUCCAACCCGGCCGCAGUGCCUCACGAAGAACUGACGCUUCGCUACAGACACUUGCUUGACAACAUCCUCACCUCUCUGCUGAAGGAUUCGGAAACGGCUCUUGCAGAUGCAGCACAGAGCGCCUCGGUGCUGGAGCGCCUGCUGGAGUGCGUCCAGCACUGUGUCCAAGCACUGCCGUUCCUUUUUCUGCCUCAGGAAGCAGACGGACAGGACGCUGGAAAACAGGAUGCGUUACGUUUCAGUGAGAGCCUCGUGGGCCGACUGUUGGCACUACUCAGCAUCCCUGGAUUGGCUCCCCUGUGUGGGCAGUUUUGCCAGGUGCUGGAGUCGUUGCUGCGCCUCUACAAGCGCCACAAGGUUGUUCUCCUACGACAGUUCUUGGACAGCCUCCUGGAGCUUUUUGUUGAUGUUUGCCAGUUCUGUGCGAGCGACACUGGCAAUGCUGCCGUCACGAGCCAGUUUGGAGUGACGCUUUCGAGCGCUCCCGGUCCUCCAGUCUCUUCGGAAGUGCGGGCAGAUGCAGAACCGGCGGGAAUGCAGGAAGAGGCGCAAGAAACUGAGCGGGCGGUUCUCCGGAUCGCGUUUGUGGACGGAGGAUACGCCUUUCGUCUGUCGCUCGUCAAACUGAUGGGUCGGCUGGCCAGUGAUCUGGCGACGUUCGGAAGUGGACGCCGGUUCGGGCGAGAUCGUCUCACCCGCUGGACCUGCCGCCAAAUGCAACUGGGUGACGCGACGUUAACGGAGGAGUCCCUGAAAACCCUGCAAGCCUUGCUGGAGCAGUACUGGCCUCUCACAAACAACACUGAGGCUCAAGUCAUCCUGUGUCUUGCCCAACUGCUUCAGCGUGCCUCUUGGGACGAAGCCUCGAUGUCGCCGUCCCUGCUGGAAGCACUGUCCUCCCUGGUAGGAGCCAUGCCAGAGUUUCCUGGCGUCUCUCCCUACGUCACGGAGGAGAUUCUCUUGGCUCUUUCUAAGGCCAUGUGCAGCAUGCGGCAUCAAGAUGGACUGUUGGCUGCGACGGCAAGGUGGUUUGGAAGCCUCUCCAAGAGCUGGAACUCUCAUCCUUUGGAGAUUGUUCUGGCAGAGUUACAGAACAGCUUGCGGUCCUUGCUCGACUGGAGCGAUCCAAACAUUGUUCCCUCCAAGACAUACACUGGCAUUGUGUUGGUGACACUCCGUACAUCUCUUUAUGUGGACAAUGAGGAGAUGGACGUUUCUGGGAAGUCUGAUUGCGUCGCUGCCUGUCUGCGCAGCAGUUUCGUGGCGGAGCACCUUGAGCGGCUUCUUCAGAACCGGGAAAACAGCCUCGGAAGCCUUCAGAUGGUUUCCCUCUGUUUGGAAAUCCUUCAACAGGCUGCUGUGAGAAUCACACAUUUCUCAACCAUGUAA
This is a messenger RNA of Ixodes scapularis (black-legged tick), 1495 nucleotides long. RefSeq lists its product as uncharacterized. The transcript has 12 exons. Lineage: Eukaryota; Metazoa; Arthropoda; Arachnida; Ixodida; Ixodidae. The record is from RefSeq and is a predicted model, not a curated record. Bases 44 to 1495 code for a protein of 483 amino acids.